CUCAAAAAACUUGUAAUCGAGAAUCUAAACAAAAUACAAAGUGUUAAACGAUAAACAGUUUGGAAUAUUUCAUGAACAAUGACCACGAUGGUUGGCUCGUCGUGGGAAGAGUUGCGGAAGCAGGCCCGACUGUUAGAAAACGACAUAGAUGUGAAACUGGUGGCAUUUAGCAAGCUGGGAGUAAGCUCUGGCAGUGCUGGGCUCAGCUCAGAGAGUGUGCCGCUGAUAAACAGUGAUGACAUGUUUGAUACGCUCUCUAUGGAACUACAACAAUUACUUAACAAGUUGUCUUCAAUAAACGAUAAAAUGGCAGACUUGGCUCCAAGUGGCACGGCUACAAUGCACACCAUCAAGAGGCAUAGAGAAAUAUUAAUGGACUACCAACAAGAGUUCUCUAAGACGUCUGCGCGGGUGAAUGCCCGGCGUGAACGCGAAGAGUUACUACGCGGGGGCAGCCCGCCGCCCGCUGCCACCAUCGGCCUGUCCCGCCGUGACCAGUAUACCAAGGAGGCCAACCACUUACACAGUUCCCACAUACUAGUGGACGAACAAAUCAACAUAGCGAUGGAGGCCCGCGAGCACCUCGCGUCACAGCGGCAAACCUUCAAACGGAUGCAAACUACGUUCAAUAACAUCACCAACAGAUUCCCAAUGCUGAACAGUCUGAUAUACCGGAUCAACGCCCGCAAGCGCCGGGACUCGCUCAUCAUAGGCCUUGUGGUGGCAGUCUGCACAUUCUUGUUGCUGCUCUAUGCAUUCCAUUGAGUGCCAGUGUCCAGGGAUUGGUCAAUUUGCUUAGAUACGUCAACUGGGAGAAGUUUGCUAUACUCCAUUUGAGAAGGCUCUAACUAAAGAUAUACAAUCUUGUAAUGUGUUUUUAUUUAAAACUCGGAUUGAAAAUAAAAUAUGGCAAUAAAAAUUACUUAGCAAUUGAUCCAGUUUAAUAUUUAUUUGUAUAAACAGCAAUACCAAGGUAGUGUACCUAUAGUUAGUUGCCUACUCAAAUUGAAUAUAAAAUCGUCGACUAGGAGAGGUCUACUAGUUUUGAAGAGUGACAAGUAGUUCCAAUAGUAACGGGAGUAUGUUAGACAUAUACCCAUUACUAUUUGACCUGAAACUUAAAUUAUAACUUUACUUACAAUAUCUUCCCAUAUCCCAUAAUUAUAACUGUAUUUACUAUAGAGAUCUCUGUAUUGAUUAAAUCACCACUAAAUUAUGUUUUGUAAUACAAUGCAAAUAUUAAUUGUUGUAUAGUAGUCCAUUUUUUUGGUUAUUCGUCAUCUCGACACACUAAACUCACCACGAAUAUGUCCAGUUGGUGAAACUCGUGGUGAGUUUAGUGUGUCGAGAUGAUGAAUAACCGAUUUUUUUAUCAUCAUAUUGAGUAUUUGGUACUUGUAAGUGUUCUGGGAGCACCUAACCACUUUCCUUUUUCAUACUAAAUGUUGACAAUAUUCCGUAAAAAUUCGAUUGGUUACUGUGUAACGAAAUUGAUAUUGUUCAACUUUACUCAACAAGAUGGUUUGUGUUUGUUAUUCUACACUCUGACAUUAAUGUUUUCAAUGCAAGUAAAUUGUUGUUGCAACACUCUCACAGCAAAGCAACUAAAGAAAUAAGAUCAGAGUUGACACAUGGGGGAACUAUUCAUUUGAAGAAAGUUGUGCAACUGUGAACGACAAGAUAAAAUUAAAAUGUCGCAAUAAUUAUACCCACAACGAUUAGCGAGAACUAAAUAAUAUAUCCAUUCCUCUUUUAUUAUGUGACAUUAGCUGUUACAUACAAUUAGUACCAAAAUAUUGUUGCUUUUAUUAUUUCGUAUUUAAAGUGUAGCGUACGUCUAUUAUUAUAUAGGCCUAACAUAUGUUAUAGAUGUUUCAUCUCACGAAAGCAGGGUCAGCUGUAUUUUGUGUGUGUACAUUGUUUUUGUAUGCGUAAAGGCGGGUCUACGCUAGACGAACCGAGCACGAGCGAAGCACAAGCAGAGCCGUCGUUCGAGGCGUCAAGUGUGGACGUACAACGAUCACUGUUCUCGAACGUAGUUUUCCGCAGUGAGUUAAUGGCUCUUGGCGAAUUUGGUCGAUAUUAAUAAUAUUGCAGUAGCCGCUGCUGUUGCAGCCAACCAAGCCCUUUUUAUAAAGGGGGUCACAAGGGUAAAACCGACAACAGGCGGAACGCAACCGAGCACGGACGAAAUGCUCGCAGCGAAGAGGCUUGUAAGUUGGUUCACACUAGACGAAUUGUGUUCGGCUCGUGCUCGGCUCUCCUAGCGUAGACGCAGAUUUAGCUCAAGAGAGCUCAGCAUUGACGGAGUCACAGUCAUACAAAAAUGUUGUAUAUGGUGUGUGCACAUUCACACACACAAGCGUGGUUCACCCGCUUUCGUAAGAUACAAUACCUAUAUUAUAAAGUAAUUAUAGAUAAAUAUAUGUAAAUAACUAUCCUUUAUCAAAUAAAAAUACAAUUUAUUUUAACAA
Molecule: messenger RNA, 2474 nt
Organism: Helicoverpa armigera (cotton bollworm)
Lineage: Eukaryota; Metazoa; Arthropoda; Insecta; Lepidoptera; Noctuidae
Gene: Gos28
Product: Golgi SNAP receptor complex member 1
Exons: 6
Coding region: 79-765 (228 amino acids)
Biological process (GO): endoplasmic reticulum to Golgi vesicle-mediated transport; vesicle fusion
Cellular component (GO): Golgi medial cisterna; cis-Golgi network; SNARE complex
Molecular function (GO): SNAP receptor activity
Source: RefSeq, a predicted model, not a curated record